UGUGUUGCACCCAAUGCUGGUCCUUGGUGGCACUCCAAGGAGCACCCACCCUCCUCACGGUAGGCAGGAAGGAUCCACGCUGUCUUCUCUCUACAGCCAAAAUGGAAAACCCUGAAGUGGCUGUGAGCAGCUGCAGUGCUCAUGAUGAUGAAAAUCUUUGCAGCUACAAACGACAUCUGUCAGUAUCACAGGAGGGGCUUUUGGAAGACCAGCUCAGAAGGAAGUUAAAAUUCUUCUUUAUGAACCCUUGUGAGAAAUUCUGGGCUCGGGGCAGGAAACCUUGGAAACUCGGGAUUCAGCUACUCAAAAUAGCAAUGGUUACUAUUCAGCUGGUGGUUUUUGGAUUGAGCAACCAAAUGGUGGUUGCCUUCAAAGAAGAGAAUACUGUUGCAUUCAAACAUCUCUUCUUGAAAGGAUACAUGGACAGAAUGGAUGAUACCUAUGCUGUAUACACACAAACAGAUGUCUAUGACCAGAUAUUCUUCGCAAUAAACCAGUACCUACAGCUGCCCAACAUUUCUAUUGGAAACCAUGCUUAUGAGAAGAGGGGAGCAGAAGAGACAGCUCUGGCCGUGUGUCAGCAGUUCUACAAGCGAGGAAUCAUCUGUCCUGGAAAUGACACCUUUGAUAUAGACCCAGAGAUUGUGACAGACUGCUUGUACAUUGAGCCAAUGACGCCGUUGGACAACAAAACAGUGGGAAAGCACAAUUUGAAUUUCACUCUGGAUUUCCACAGACUGGUGACAGUGCAGCUCAUGUUCAAUCUGAAGGCAAUCAACCUCCAGACCGUUCGUCACCACGAGCUCCCUGACUGUUACGAUUUCACUCUGACGAUAGUGUUUGAUAAUAAAGCACACAGUGGAAGAAUUAAAAUAAGUCUAGACAAUGACAUAGCGAUCAGGGAAUGUAAAGACUGGCAUGUUUCUGGAUCAAUACAGAAGAACACUCAUUACAUGAUGAUCUUUGAUGCUUUUGUUAUAUUGACUUGUUUGGCCUCAUUGAUCCUUUGCACACGAUCAGUGGUGAAAGGAAUUCAGCUCCAAAGGGAGUUUGUAAGCUUUUUCCUAUAUUAUUAUAAGAAAGAAGUAUCUUUCAGCGAUCAAAUGGAAUUUGUCAAUGGAUGGUACAUCCUGAUUAUGGUCAGUGAUGUCUUAACUAUUGUUGGAUCAACUCUAAAGAUGGAGAUACAAGCCAAGAGUCUGACAAGUUAUGAUGUCUGUAGCAUACUCCUAGGAACAUCCACUAUGCUUGUGUGGCUUGGAGUCAUUCGCUACCUAGGUUUCUUUCAGAAGUAUAAUCUCCUCAUCCUAACACUGCGAGCAGCAUUACCCAACGUAAUGAGGUUCUGCUGUUGUGCUGCUAUGAUCUACCUGGGCUAUUGUUUCUGUGGCUGGAUUGUACUGGGACCAUACCAUGUGAAGUUUCGCUCUCUGAACAUGGUUUCCGAAUGUCUUUUUUCACUGAUCAAUGGAGAUGACAUGUUUGCAACCUUUGCAAAAAUGCAGCAGAAGAGUUACUUGGUUUGGCUGUUCAGUAGGAUCUACCUCUACUCCUUUAUCAGCCUGUUCAUCUAUAUGGUGCUGAGUCUCUUCAUUGCGCUCAUUACAGAUACAUAUGAAACUGUCAAGCACUACCAGCAAGAUGGCUUUCCAGAGACAGAACUGCAGAGGUUCAUAUCACAGUGCACAGACUUACCAAACUCCGGCAGGUACAGGUUAGAGGAUGAGAGUUCUGUAUCUCUCUUCGGUUGUUGUAACGGUCCUAGUGAACAUAUUUAACGGAUUGUAGCAGUGUAUCAUGGAGGCUUUAAAGCAGCACACGUUGCAAGAACUGGACAUUGGAGCUGGUGGAAAACCUUAUACCUAAAGCCUGGAUUUGCUUUUCUCAAAAAAUAGUGUAAGCUUGUGGCAGAAGCUUGUGAUAAACUUACAGUCUUUCUGAUUACGCACUCAUUGCUAGUUCAGGAGUUUUGGGGGUUUGGUUUUUUAUUAGAUUUGUUCUAUUUGUUUCCUCACUUAAAUUGUGCUAGAAUGCAAAGGGCAUUAAAAAGCUGUCUGUGUUCAGAGACUUGGCUAGAUUAUGUGAGUAGACUAGAAAUGCAGUAGCUUUCAACUAUAAGUAGAAAUAGCGCUGGACUGCAACUUUGAACACCAACCUAGUCCUCAGUACCGCAGGCAUUAUCUAGCUAUGGCUGACCCGGCACAGAAUGAAUGAAGGCUCACUCUAGAGCCCUCAGCAUUUUUUGUUUAUCUACACUCAUAGUAAAAAUAAAAUAAAACUAUGAAAUUUAGUGUAAUUUGUUUCUGGAGGCUUACAGUGAAUUGAUGCACAAGCCAUUCAGAUAUGGUUGAGAGCAUAAACUAAAUAUUUCUGUAAACAUAAAUACCACUUAAUGUAAGUGGCAGACUCUUCUCAGAGAGGCCAGGGAUAUGCCAGGCCAGAAGUCUGAGGAGUGAGUUGAGUGGAGAAAUGCAGACGAUCUCCUAUAGCUGGUGCUGGGUAGGCUCAGUUACAGUCUUCAGCUUUCCAGUGUGCUGACCCUAUGUUUUUAAAGGAAAAGUCAGACAAAAGCACUUUCAAAAUAUCUAUUUUUUUAAUUAGAAAUCUUCCUCUGGUACACAAGUCUGUAAACCUUAAGUCUAAACUAAGUUAAAUACAUAUGUAUUUAAUAGAUAAGUCUCUGAGAGUCAUAUCUGUCAAUGCUUUAGAAACUGGAUGUUUCCUUCCAACCUACUAAUCUAGUACUGUCAGCGGCUGCGUGAAACAUUAGAUCUUAGAAAAGUUCCGUUUUGACAACUUAGUUCAUACACUUUGUUGACUGCGAUACCGUUUAAUGGAUGCCUUAUUUUCCAGAGUCUAUUCAGUCUGGGAGCAGAAUAGAAAACCACAGGGAAGCGUAUUUUAGAUAACUUUCAUUUGUGAGCAACAGUCCCGUAGAUAUGUGUGACAAUGUAUAAUGCUGUGCACAAAGGUGGAGGACACUAAACACAUUCUGUCUGAAUGUUUACACAUUGUAAAUGUGCUACAAUAAACACUUCCAGCUGCAGUAUUCGGGUGUGUCAGUAUUAAUCUUAAGAGUAAGUAUGUUGCCAGAUUAAUAUAGGAGCUUUUUUUUUAUAGCAAUAUGCAAUUUGUGGCACGAAACAGUGUGUGGAGUCUGUGAACUUGCAUCGCCUGUAGUCAGGAUAGUUCCUGUGUACUCUGGUGAGGACCUGUUCCCAGUUUGAUCCUGUUUAACAGCUUUUCAGAGUUUGCC
This is a messenger RNA of Phalacrocorax carbo (great cormorant), 3256 nucleotides long. NCBI's taxonomy places the organism in Eukaryota, Metazoa, Chordata, Aves, Suliformes, Phalacrocoracidae. The record is from RefSeq and is a predicted model, not a curated record.